GCAGGUUACCACAAGAUCCUUACGAUCAUAAAUUAGGGUCUUGUUCGCCUCGUCGCCAAUUUCAGUGGACAGACCGCCCAUAAAGUCAUCCGUUGACAACAUCUCUACCUACCCACUGAUCCCGCCAUAUAAACGUAUUUCCGCCACCUGAUUCCGGGCCCUCCUCUCCGCCAUGGCUUCAGGUUCGGCUCAGAGCCCGGUCGAAAAGCCGGGCAUAACCAUUGAUACCACAGCAACCCCUCUCUCACUCAAAGCCUCGCAAGACACGCUCACCCAGCCGUUCCCCACGCUCGAAGAGAAGGAGACACGACGGUCCGACAUCUCUACACCAGCCACCACGCGCGCUAACCCCUUCGACACCGACAUCGAGGCGAUGCCCGUCAUUUCACACCAGCGCUCGAGCCGGCAAUCACCGGAGUGCACCAAGGGGGGAACCGACUGCCACGCAUGGCCGGGGAGGGACCACUGGAAGCGGAAGGCCAAGGCGGCCAAAAAGAGCCGGCACAGCUCGUGCAACUGUCUGGCGGGCCUGAGCAAGCGCAACCGCAUUAUAGUGCGCAUUCUCAUCAUCGUACUUAUUGUCGCUAUCGCCGUCGGUGUCGGCUUUGGCAUCAGCAAGCCGCUUGGGGCUGGGAUCUGGCGCAGCGAGACGCAGAACAAAUGAGCGUUCUCACUCGCUCGAUUUGAAGCCCGAGCCCUCCAUGCCUACACGCCGUGAUGGUGUUCGUCUAGUGUCGGCUCGCGGUUCCACCUUGUCGAAGUCGGUUUCUCCUGUCCUGCGGGGAGCCAUACACAACACAACCUCG
Messenger RNA from Parathielavia appendiculata, 806 nucleotides. RefSeq lists its product as uncharacterized. The record is from RefSeq and is a predicted model, not a curated record. NCBI's taxonomy places the organism in Eukaryota, Fungi, Ascomycota, Sordariomycetes, Sordariales, Chaetomiaceae. The transcript has a single exon. Bases 173 to 664 code for a protein of 163 amino acids.